Messenger RNA from Passer domesticus (house sparrow), 579 nucleotides. Its product is annotated as histone H2A. Gene Ontology annotation, biological process: heterochromatin formation. Gene Ontology annotation, cellular component: chromatin; nucleosome. Gene Ontology annotation, molecular function: protein heterodimerization activity; DNA binding; structural constituent of chromatin. NCBI's taxonomy places the organism in Eukaryota, Metazoa, Chordata, Aves, Passeriformes, Passeridae. The coding region runs from base 36 to 425 and encodes 129 amino acids. The transcript has a single exon. The record is from RefSeq and is a predicted model, not a curated record.
CGGGCACACGUGAUCGCGGGAGCGGCGCAGGAGCCAUGUCCGGGCGCGGGAAGCAGGGCGGGAAGGCGCGCGCCAAGGCCAAGUCGCGCUCGUCGCGGGCCGGGCUGCAGUUCCCCGUGGGCCGCGUGCACCGGCUGCUGCGCAAGGGCAACUACGCGGAGCGCGUGGGCGCCGGCGCGCCGGUGUACCUGGCGGCCGUGCUGGAGUACCUGACGGCCGAGAUCCUGGAGCUGGCGGGCAACGCGGCCCGCGACAACAAGAAGACGCGCAUCAUCCCCCGCCACCUGCAGCUCGCCAUCCGCAACGACGAGGAGCUCAACAAGCUGCUGGGCAAGGUGACGAUCGCGCAGGGCGGCGUGCUGCCCAACAUCCAGGCCGUGCUGCUGCCCAAGAAGACCGACAGCCACAAGGCGAAAAGCAAGUGAAACAAAAACCCGAGGAGCGUUCCCAACCUCAAAAAAGUAACCCAAAGGCUCUUUUCAGAGCCACCCACUUCCUCAUAAAAGGAGCUGUACAUCCUAGCGAAAAAAAAACAAAUUAAACACACCUCCCCUCCUUCUCCCCCCCCCAAUCACCUCA